Molecule: messenger RNA, 788 nt
Organism: Durusdinium trenchii
Lineage: Eukaryota; Dinophyceae; Suessiales; Symbiodiniaceae
Source: the annotation of a GenBank genome assembly
CCUCCGCGAUUCUUUCUUCGGCCCCUGAAUUGUUGGGGUUCGCCAUGUUUCCCAUCGGCGGGCCACUUCCUGUCCUGGUGGGUGAAUUGACACCUGAGAUGCAAGAGAAACUGCGAAAGAUUCGUUUCUGCGUGAUGGGCACCUUCCUGGCCGCCAUUGGUCGCUUUUGUACCGGAGAUAUUCCCGUGAGUGAGUUGCUGUGUGGCAUCGUGGGCAUCUUCUUGCUCAACGAAGAUCCGAAUGUUGCCCCGUGUUAUGCUUGUCUGGCGAGCAGUCCGCUGGGACAAUGCAGCAUGGGCCAUGGUCUUAGCUGUUGUUUGACCUAUUCCUUUCUGGCCGCGAUGAAUUCCAUCUUUCUCAUGCUGAAGCUGUUGACCGGGGGACCCUUUGUCCUGGUCUCCUUCUGCUGCCAAGCGUCCGGAGCCUUUCUGGCGAUGAAGCUCAACGCCUUGGUCUCUCGAGAAGAGCUGUUAGGAGCUGGUCCCGGUGGUCCUGGGAGCUUCGGCUUGCAAGGCCUCCAAGGCCUUAUGCCACCGGGAGGUGGUGCUCCGCCCGGUGGACCACCAGGUGGACCACCACCGGGGUCCGGGCCGUCGCCAUUUGGAGGUGGAGGUGGAGGUGGUGGAGCCUCUGGUGCAGAAAUGCAGCCCUUCCAGGCCUUUCAAGGUACUGGCAUGCGCUUGGGGGGUUGACAGUCUGAACGACAUGACCUCGAUGGAGCCGCAUACGUACCACAAUGUGGUACCACAUGUGCGAAAAACAUGAGAGACAUCAUGGGCGCCUGACGC